Messenger RNA from Carassius gibelio (silver crucian carp), 4367 nucleotides. Its product is annotated as NACHT, LRR and PYD domains-containing protein 3. Gene Ontology annotation, molecular function: protein binding. NCBI's taxonomy places the organism in Eukaryota, Metazoa, Chordata, Actinopteri, Cypriniformes, Cyprinidae. The record is from RefSeq and is a predicted model, not a curated record. The transcript has 8 exons. Bases 119 to 3154 code for a protein of 1011 amino acids.
UCCAUAACAGGAAGUGAAGAAUAAAAGAGGCACUGUUAUGAGGUUGUAAACCUUUGAUACUCCAUUUAAACAGCCACACAUUUCACGGAAAUUAGAACAAGAGGAUACUGCUUCUAAAAUGAGUUCUCCAUCUCCUGAAUCAAGUUGUGUGCCAUUAAAGAGUGAUCAGUCUUUGAUGAAUCAUAAUCUUGAAUUGAAUGAUAUAAUGGCCUCUGGUACCAGGAGACCGAGAUCAGAGUCUCCAGAACCCAGCUGUGUUUCUGUGAAGAGUAACGCAUCCAUGGUUCACCCAUUUCAAUUUAGUGAUGGACCAGUGACCUCUGACCUUCUGAAAGAGAUAUAUGAGCCAAGCCGAUAUUUUCCAUCCUCUACAUACCAUUAUCAGACUCAUAUCAGAGAGAAAAGAAGUAACGAAAUCCUGCAGACACAACUACUAGAGACUGGAGACCAGAAGACAGUCAAAGACCAGCACAAAAUCAACAUGAAAAAAAGGUAUGAAAAAUUAUUUGAAGGAAGCAAACUCCAAGAGAAGGAAACCCUCCUGAACAGGAUCUACACACAGCUCUACAUCAUAGAGGGAGAGAGAGAAGGAGUGAAUGAAGAACAUGAGGUUUUACAGAUGGAGAAAACAGCCAGAACAAAUCACUCACAAAACACUCAAAUCGACUGCAAUUACAUCUUUAAAGCCUCCGCUGAAGCAGAAUCUGAGGAGAAAAAGCAGAUCAAGACUGUUCUUACUAAAGGCAUCGCUGGAAUCGGAAAAACCGUCUCUGUGCAGAAGUUCAUUCUGGACUGGGCCGAGGGAAAAGCCAAUCAGGAUGUAGAUUUCAUGUUUGUGCUUCCAUUUCGAGAGCUGAACUUGAUCCGAGAUCAUCAGUACAGUCUUCACAGACUUCUCCUGGACUUUCAUCCUGAACUUCAAGAUCUGGACUCACAGAUUUAUGAGGAGUGUAAAGUUGUGUUCAUCUUUGAUGGUCUGGAUGAAAGCAGAAUCACACUGAUGUUUUCAGACGCUCAGAAAGUUUGUGAUGUGACUGAGACUUCAUCAGUGGGUGUAUUGAUGUCAAGCCUCAUCAAAGGAGAGCUGCUUCCCUCUGCUCUCAUCUGGAUCACCUCCAGACCAGCAGCAGCCAAUCAGAUCCCCUCCGAAUACAUCCACCGUCUGACAGAAAUUCAGGGAUUCACUGAGCCUCAGAAGGAGGAAUAUUUCAGGAAGAGAAUCAGUGAUGAGCAUCAAGCCAGCAGAAUCAUCUCACACAUCAGAAGAGCAAGAAGCCUCCACAUCAUGUGCCACAUCCCCGUCUUCUGCUGGAUCUCAUCCACUGUGCUACAGAAGAUCCUGGAAGAAGAUCUGAGAGCAGAAAUCCCUCAAACUCUGACUGAAAUGUACAUCCACUUCCUGCUGAUUCAGAUCAACAUGAGGAAGCAGAAGUAUGAAGAGAGAGAUUCAGAUAUACUCCUGCAGCCCAACAGAGAAGUGAUUGUGAAACUUGCUGAAGUGGCUUUCAAGCAGCUGAUGAAGGGCAAUGUGAUGUUCUAUGAGGAGGACCUGAUUGAGAGCGGCAUAGACGUCACUGAUGCCUCGGUGUAUUCUGGGAUUUGCACUAUGAUCUUUAAAGAGGAAUCUGUGAUUCAUCAGAGGAAAGUCUACAGCUUUAUUCAUCUGAGUGUUCAGGAGUUUCUUGCUGCUUUCCAUGUGUUUUACUACCACAUAAGUAGCACUACACUAGCAUGUUUUGAUUCACUGCACAAACUCCAUGAAAGAGUAGUGGACAAAGCCAUUGAGAUUGAGAAUGGACGUCUGGAUCUGUUCCUGCGGUUCCUGCUGGGCAUCUCUCUGGAAUCCAAUCAGAGACUCUUACAGGAUCUACUGACACAAACAGAGAACAGCUCAGAGAGCAUCAGAGAAAUCACACAGUACAUUAAAGAGAAGAUUAAAGAUGGACAUGGACUCUCCACUGAAAGAUCCAUCAAUCUGUUCCUCUGUCUGCUGGAAGUGAAAGAUCAGACUCUGUCCAGAGAGAUUCAGGAGUUUGUGAAAUCAGACAAACACACAGAGAAGAAACUAUCUCCUUCUCACUGCUCAACAAUCGCCUACAUGCUUCAGUUAUCAGAAGAGGUGUUGGAUGAGCUGGACCUUAAGAAAUAUAACACAUCAAAUGAGGGGAGAAGAAGACUGAUACCAGCUGUGAUCAACUGCAGAAAAGCUCUUCUCGCUGACUGUAAUCUCACUGCUCAGGAUUGUGAAAUUGUGUCAUUAUCCAUACAAUCCUCAAACUCUGCCCUGAGAGAGCUGGAUCUGAGUAACAAUGACUUAAAAGAUUCAGGAGUGAAGCUGCUCUCUGAUGGACUGAAGAGUCCCAACUGUCAGCUGCAAAUACUGAGGUUGUCAGGCUGUAUGGUGACAGAGGAAGGCUGUGGUUAUUUGUCUUCAGCUAUGAGGUCUAACCCCUCACACCUGAGAGAGCUGGAUCUGAGCUAUAAUCACCCAGGGCAAUCAGGAGUCCAGCUGCUCAAACACAAACUGCAGGAUCCAGACUACAAACUGCAGAUACUUAAUUUGGACCAUGGAGGACAUUUCAGGGUCAGACCAGGACUGAGAAAAUAUGCCUGUGAUCUCACACUGAAUCCAAACACAGCACAUACUCAACUCAUCCUGUCUGAAGAUAAAAAAGAAAUAAAGUGUGGAAAAGAUCAUCAGCCAUAUCCUGACCACCAAGACAGAUUUAAGCUUUAUGAACAGGUGCUGUGUGUUGAGAGUCUGGCAGGACGCUGUUACUGGGUGGCUGAAUGGGAAGGGUCAGGUCAUAUAGCAGUGACAUAUAAGGGAAUCAACAGGAAAGAAGGGAGUGACUGUCGGUUUGGACGCAAUGAAAUGUCCUGGAGUCUCUUCUUUUGUGAUAAAAUGUAUACUUUUUGGAACAAUAAUAAGACCACGGACAUUCCUACCCUUUUGCCCUCCUCUAAUAAAAUAGGAGUGUAUCUGGACUGGUCAGCCGGCACUUUGUCCUUCUACAGUGUUUCUGACACACACACACUCACACACUUACACACAUUCAAAACCACAUUCACUGAACCUGUCCAUGCUGGAUUUACAGUUUAUCCUGAUUCAUUAGUGUCUCUGAGUCAGAUGAACAACAGAGUCUCAUUUUAAAACCCAUUUCCAUCUUGUAAGAAAUAUAGAUUGCAUACAAACAAAAUCACAAAUAAUUACAAAUAUUACAAACACCAGUCCAGAGUGCUUUCAGCAUAUUGUUGCAUAUUUAUUGCAUUUUAACAUGAGCAGUGUUUGGGAGUAACACAUUACUUAGUAGCACGUUAUUGUAAUUUGAUUACUUUUUAGUAACAUUGUAGACAUUGCUGACAGAAUGCAGUGUUUUACAAUCUAGGGAUUGUAAAAAGGAUGUACAGUAGCACACACACUGUCAAGUCAAGUGCCAUUGGAUUAGAGACCUAAUUAUGCAUAUGUUGAUUGUGUUAUAAGAGAGUUUUGUGAGAUUGCGAUGAACUGAGAUGUCUUUUAGAGAUUAUAAAUGCAGCUCUCUUUGCUAACAUUCUGCCAAACUAUGCACACAGAAGCCACUUGCUUUAGUUAAAAAUAACAUUUGUUAUUAAAGCAUCAACAUUCACAGAACACUAUUUUUUUAGGAGCCUGUAUGAUGGGAGUAAUCAGUUAUCAGUAAUUUGAUUACAUUUUCAUGAUGCAAAACUUUCACUUCUGAUAGUUGAAUGUUGCUGGAAAUUGCAGAAUAUCACAGUGUAAACAGAUAUAUAAGAAAAUGUUUGGGCCUUUAAUUAAUGUUGCUGAUUAAUGUUACGGAAUCACCUGCCUCACCAGCCAAAGCAACCUCCUAAACCUGCCAACCACACCAAUCAAAAACACACUUACCACAGUUGCUUGUUGGCUGGUCUCAAGGUUACAAGCUUCUUAGCAGGUCCUUUGCCUACCUGUAAGUCAGUCCUGCCAUCCUCUGCUAUCAGUCAAAGGAUUAGAAGCUUUAGCUCAGAUAAGACUGUUUUCUCUUCUUUCUUUGAUCACCUCAUUUUUGAUUCUCCUAUGUUGGAAGCUUAUUCUCAGUUCCCUUAAUACAUUGACCUGCUUGUUUGAAUUUGUGUGUUUGUUUCCUUGACCAGCUGUAACAAUUGUGACCAACCUCAAAUUCAAAGUGUGGAGUCUGAAGUCACUCUUUGUGUGUUUGAGGAAAAGCAACAGACAUUCAUAAUACCAUAAUGAAUGCACAGACACUAUUUAAACUGAACAGAGAUGACAUCACUGAAUUCAAUGAUGAACUGCCUUUAAAUGUCGUUUUGCAUUAUUGACACAAUGUUUUCCUAAUGAAUGUUGUUCAGUUACUUUGACGCAAUGU